AUGUCAACUGCGUCUACAGUAUUGGGGAAUACUCCUCCAGUAACAACUACCACAACCUCAUCAUCACCACCUUCUGAUCCCAGACAAGAGUAUCAACGACAACGGAUUCCAGAAUCUCAGAAUUCCACAAUGUUACCGGCCUACGGAAGGAGUAGUCACCAACACCCACAUCCCCAUAAUAAUAAUAACAAUAAUAAUAAUAAUAGUAAUAGUAAUAUGAGUAACAGUAGUAGCAGUAAUGAAACUAGCCUUCCACAACCACUUUACCCUGAUAAUGCUGUUGAGCUACCGGAGGAGGUUUUAUCCUACUUUGAACACUGGGCCUCACCAACAGAAGUGCUGCAACUUCGCUCCAUGUGUACAGACAUUGUGAACAAAUACAAGAAUAAGGAAAUGAGCCUACGUCAUGAGUUAGAGGAACUGAGAAAAGAACGAGAAUUGCUAUUACGUGAAGUACAAGAUACACAGAAACUUCGUCACUUGUACAAGGCAGCCACUGUGGAUUAUGAAAAGUCACAGAGAGAGCGAAAUCAAUGGGAGGAAGAACGUGAAAUGAUGCGACUAAAACUACAGAGACUGAGUGUAGAUAAUCAGCGAUUACAUCACGCCGUUGGAAGAAGUGGAGGGCGUACUUCUGCUUUACAACUAACACGUGUAAGUGUACCACCCAUUUUGAGAUCUACUAGUGCUACUCCUACUGUUAGUGCUAAUGCUGCUGUGGGUGGUGUUUUCACCAAUACAACCGUCCCAACAACGGGAUCCACAAUUGCAACACCAUCACCCACUUCUAGUUCAACGGCAAGGCAUAUACAUGAACAACGUAUGACUAAUCGAACACAUCAACCACAACAAAAGCAAGAACAUCAUCAUCAUCAUCAUCAUCCACACUCACCACAGGCGGAUUUUGAGAUUGGUAGUGGUACCAACAGUGGUGCUAAUCCUAAUCUCAUUCAUAACAUUCCUAGUAGCAAUAAUAAUAAUAAUAAUAAUAAUAAUAAUAAUAAUAAUAAUAAUAAUAAUAAUAAUGCCAGUAAUACUAGCAUGGAAGGUGGUGAGUAUUAUUAUUAUUACAACAAUAAUAACAACAACAAUAGUAACACUAGCAUCAGUGGUGCUGGUUUCACGAAUAGUAAUAAUAUUAGCGGCAGUCAAGAGCGUGAAGAGAGUCUGCGUGAACAACUACGUCUCAUUGAAGAACUCCACCGCCGUUCAAUGGAAUAUGAUGAGUUGUCCAGUCGCUUUCACUUUGCAGAGACACUGUGGGAUUUAACAGCCACUCGCAACGGGCACCGCAUGAUGCAACUCGCCGCCGCUAAUGAAACGCUGCGGGCACAACUCCGCCAAUCACGCGCCGCGGCGGAAGAGGCGACGGGUCUUCACAACACAGUGACGGCACAACUGCGGGAGUGUCGUGCAGCUGCCGAUAACGCCGUGAAUGCCCUUCAAACCGCAAACAACACCGAACAAACACGCGUGGAGGGUGAACGGCGCAACACGCAGGAAUGUAUGGCCGCACUGAAGGCCACACACGCAGAGGAGUUGGCUCACGUGCAGCGGCAAUUGAAAUCAGCUCUGGAUGAUUUGGACCACACACGUGAGAGUCUAUUGGCAGCACAGCAGAAACAACAUGAACAGGCAGAGACACAACGUCAACAACUGUUGGCAGAUGUAAGGGCAUUAGAAGAGAAGUGUGCGGAUGCUCUGAAGGCACAACAAACAGCCCAAUCUGCACUCGCAGAGGCGAUUGCGUCUUUUAGACAAAAAGAACAGCAACAUGAGCGGGAGAUACAACAAUUGCAAUUAACACAACAGAAGUGUGAAAAGGAAAAGGAGGAGGAAAGUACAAAAUUGCGGUCUGUGCGGGAGGAACAUGCGAAACUCACGGAGCGACUACAAACAGCAGAGACGGAGUUACACACACUACGCCAUCGUCUUGGCACAACAUUAGAGCAAUUACAACAACAACAAGAAAUGGAAGAGGAACUCGCCCUCACACGUGUUCGUGCAGAGGAGGCGGAGUUGGAAGUGCAAACACAGGAAUCAUACUAUACAGAGCAGAUGCGUAUUCAACAAACAGCACUUGCAGAACUGCAAAAACAACGAGAUGAGGAAGUACUGCAGUUUGAACACACCAUAGAGAGACUGCAGCGGCGGUGUGCGGCUGGUAAAAUACGUCUCGCGGCCGCCGUGAAGGGCAUCACACAAAGUGAUGCGGAAACCACAAGAAGAAGAAAGAAGAGCACGAAAACAACACACACAGCCACAUCAGCAGAGGAGGGGGAACAUGGUUCACCAGGUGAAGAAGAACGAGAAGAAAAGAAGAAAGAAAAGAAAAUGGCGCAGGGGAGGGAGUGUGAUAGAAGUAGAGGGGCGGAUGCGGUGGCGUUACUGCAGCAGUCGGCAGAUCUCGCGGCUACAUUGGCUCGCACUAUACACCGAGAAACCUUUGCAACAUAG
Messenger RNA from Trypanosoma theileri, 2457 nucleotides. RefSeq lists its product as uncharacterized. The transcript has a single exon. NCBI's taxonomy places the organism in Eukaryota, Euglenozoa, Kinetoplastea, Trypanosomatida, Trypanosomatidae. The coding region runs from base 1 to 2457 and encodes 818 amino acids. The record is from RefSeq and is a predicted model, not a curated record.